CUAUCGAGAUCAUUGUUUCGUCCAGAUAGUUUCCUUUCUCCCCUAGCCAAGGAUCUUUUCCGUGCAUGCCGCAGUGACGAACCUCUGACUUUCACGGACAGACAUUGUCCUUGUGUGACCGCUGAUGGAUUUCUCGUAAUGGAUAAUGUUGCUUUUCACCUGGAAGAUUUUGUUGAAAGAGGGGAUUACCUUUCUGCGAUCCGGUCGAUUGCUCAUACGAUGCGCCUCUGUCAGGAUAACUUUUAUGUUGAUGCUUUUCAAUUGAAUGCGUACUCCCUAAGUUGGUUAAAUAUGCCCUUACACUUUGUAAGGCUUCGGAAUAUUGUUUCAAGAGGCAAUCACAUUGAUCAAUUCGUAUCCGUUCUGCAACUCAUUUCAAUGCUUGAUUUUUCAUUAACACAUCUCAUCGUGGACGAAAAUGGUCGUGUUCCCAAAAAUCUUUCUGUAGCUCUAGAUGACCCCUGCUUGGUUUCCUUCCUCAAUGCUCCAACGCUUUCAAUUCUUAAAAUUUUAUUUGGCCCGGUUACUUCUCUUAAUCUGCACAUUCGUUUUUGGCAUGGAUUUGUUUCUCCUGCUGAUUUCAAAAAUGAGGUUGCAACAUGUUUACUGUAUUUCCUCUUUGCUCUUGUGCUGUCGAUUGAUGAACAGUUACUAAGCACUCGCAAUAAACCUGUGGUUGUUCAGUCCAAACUAUCCGAAUGUCUUAAGGCAUUCUCGGCGGAUCUGUUGCCUAGUGAUAAUUAUUCCCCAUUUCUCCGGGAACCUGAAUAUGUUAAUCCUGUUUUCUUGAAACCGUUCGUCGACUUGUUUAUGAAACGUCGUUAUUUUGAUGCAACAUGUCUCGGAGUGCUCUGCAUUGCCUCAGUGCUUCGAAAUGAAUUUUGCCAAGUGAUAGACUGGCCUGAAGGUGUCCUCAGUCCUGAAGAUAACGUCUUUUUGACUUUAACUACUAUACUUCAAAUGCGGCCAAACAAGUCCAUCCCGCGAACUAUUGGCCUGGAUGAGUGGAAGAAAUACGAGCAGUGUAUUGGGCCUAUUAAUUUGCUUCUCCUUGGUGGUGUCUUUUCUGCGGAAGAAGGACCUCUUUUAAGGCGGCGGCUGGCCCACGGCGAACUCUUCGAAAUGUCCAUUUCCGAUUGUGUUACUUGGGAAGGUAUUGCGCGACGUUUGAAGUUUUGUAUUUUUUUGCUAAUGAACCAUUUGAGAGGUGGAAAUACAGCUUUGAUUAUCCGUGAUUUCGACUUCAGACCAGAUAUAUUCAAUCCACUUGCUCAUUAUGCGGUAGCUUCAUGUGGAUUGUGGUCUGCUUGGGCCUCUUUUUUUCGAGUGGUUGCAGAAGUAAAUCCAUUGCCUCUUCCUCGAAGCCUCCUGCUGAAGAGGGGUAAACUGUGGUUUCCGGAACUUCCCGAAUGGGAUCGUAUUUUACUUCAUUCAAUGGAAGAUGCUAGCAUGUUCUUACCUAUGGUGGACAUAUCUCGCUUGUGGCUGUGGAAGGCUCACUACAUUUGUGGCCGUAAUAUGUCUCGACACGAUGGUAACCAUAGUCCCUUCAAGGUGGCUCAAAGGCUCGUUGGACUUUUACAGCACUUGGAGUCCUGCUCCAAGUUUGCUUUUAAUCAGUAUUCUAUCCUUAAUACAUUUUCUAGUAGUAAUCAAAAGGAAGUGGAUAAGGCUGUGACGUUUUGCAAAAUAAUUGUGCCAAAAUUACUGGCUGUGUUUUCCGUUCUUGUCCUCUGCUGCUGCCACAAAGCGGGAAUAUGGAGCACCUGGUUUGCUGGGUCUUUUGUCGCCAAUGAGUCUGAUACAAUUGGACUAGCCAACUUGCCGAAAAGUAACCACGUUCUCAUAAAUUCAUUCGCCACCUUUGGGACCAAACUGGCUUCUGCGCUGGAAAAUCAAGACAAUAACACCAUUAAAGACAUCUUGCUGAAGUUUAUGAUUCCACUGCCGUAA
Hydatigera taeniaeformis is the source of this 1953-nucleotide messenger RNA. Lineage: Eukaryota; Metazoa; Platyhelminthes; Cestoda; Cyclophyllidea; Taeniidae. The record is from the annotation of a GenBank genome assembly.